This is a messenger RNA of Pelobates cultripes (western spadefoot toad), 39908 nucleotides long. Lineage: Eukaryota; Metazoa; Chordata; Amphibia; Anura; Pelobatidae. The record is from the annotation of a GenBank genome assembly.
AUGGAGUGUAGGUAUAUUCAAGGCCAGUAUUCUUUCCUAGAGAGGAGGGGUGCAACAGAACCUUUGUGCUUAUUCUAUAAUGAGUGUCCUUGGGAUGUUGCUUAGAGAUGCAGUCUGUCUGUUUGUCCUGUUCAGCAAAUGAUCAUGGUACAUAUAGAUAAUGGUUCGUGAGCACUUGCCAAGAUUUAGAAACAAUAGCUGAAAAAAUGAAUUUAGUUUGAAAUUUCUAAACACACACUGCUGGUAUAACAGCAGCUUGUGCACUUCCCAUGGAAUCUGUAUACUCUAAACUUCCUCUGUCUUUUGGACAGUUGCAAGAAAAAACAAAAUAAAAUAAAAACUCCUUCCUCCAGGAGGGAAUCAUUAAAUUGCUUAGCAAUGACCAUCGGGACAUCAGCUUCCUGAAAUAAUGUGAGCAGAAACACAUUGCAUGUGUGAGUCUCGCCUGCCUAAUGUGUAACCCUGCAGCUGUAUAUUCUGCUUACAAUGUGAGAGGGCUUUGUGGCAAGCAGCUGAGAAAAUCUGCUUGGUACAUGAGCAUUAAAGUGUCCCUUUAGGCUGAACUGGAAAAAAUAAUGAAUAAACAUUCAAGGAAAUAAAACCACAUUGUCUGUAUGUAGCGCUCAUGUCACAGACUAAAAGUGAAGGUUGUACAAACUUCUGAUUGGCUACUUGGAAUUUCUGCUUAACUAAUCUGCUAUGGGUGCUCUGUGUUCUUAUUUGGUACAAUGACUUUUAGAUGCAAAGACUUCCUAUUUAAUUGUACAGCUAGCAAUGAAUUGGCUUUAGCAAAACCAGAAACUAUAAUCUGGCUCCAUUCUCUUAUGUUUGUUGGGUAAAAUUUAAUUCACUUUUAUUUCACUGUAUUAAAAUUGCAUUGAACCAAAUGUGUCCCUUGUAUAAUAAAAGGAUCUUAUUUCUACAUUUGAUGGUAGCUCUGCCAAAUUGAAGCCGAAUAGUCCUGGACAACAGCAAAAAUUCCCCACUAUAGUGGGGCAUCUAUAAUCUUUAAUGCAGGGUCAGCUCUUCAGUAUUUUGUUUGCAUAGAGAGAAGUACUCUUAUUACUUUAGUCUGAGAGAGAGAGGAAAUAUAUCUUAACAGCUAGCCGAUAGGCAGCUGAAUUGUAGUGGAAGUAUAACUGGGAUACCUGAAUUUGCCUUUUGUAUAUAUCUUUCCGUGGUUGACAUUGCAAACUAUGUGUUAAAAUAGCCAAACCUGGAGCACCUUUCGGCUGCUUUUAGUGAAUAGACUCUAUUUGUGUUUAAAUAUGUGCCCAUGCUACACUGUCUGUAACAACAAUGUGUUUUUGUCUUGCAGUAACUGAUGAGGAUACAGUAAAGCGAUAUUUUGCCAAGUUUGAAGAAAAAUUCUUCCAAACCUGUGAGAAGGAGCUUGCCAAAAUAAACACGUUUUAUUCAGGUAAUUGAAUACAAAAAGCACAGAGAACACUAUGUAAGUGAUGUGUGGUCUUGAUUGUGGAAAUUUGCUGAGAAAAUGCAGUGCAAUUUCUGUGGCACUGAUUGUUGAAGAUUGCUAGGAGAAUGUCAUGUGAGUAAUGGAUUGUUGAAAAUUGUCACUGAUUUUUGUAUUUUUUUUUUACUGUGGUUACAGAAAAAUUGGCAGAAGCUCAGCGACGCUCAGCCACCUUACAAAAUGAGCUGCAGUCCUCGCUGGAUGCACAAAGAGAGAACAGCAGAGCACCAGCCCUCCGGCAGCGCAGAAAAGCAGUGUUCACUCUGUCACAUGAAGAGCGAGUCCAACAUAGGAACAUCAGGGACCUAAAAUUGGCAUUCAGCGAGUUCUAUCUGAGCCUUAUUCUGCUGCAGAACUACCAGGUGUGCACAGUCUUUAAAUACACCUGCCAAACUAACAGGGUUUUUUACCAAAGGGAGAAUUUGAAGUGAAUUCCAAAUAUAAGGUCAAAUCAACGAACUUGAACAAUUCUGUAAGCCAGCAAUUCUCUUAUUUUGGCUAUUCUGCCCUUAAGCUUGAAAUUCAACUUGAAUUAAUCAAUUUAGUGAUUAAUGAAGGUGAUUGAAUGUGGUUCACAGUGGCUCAUCUCUGCCUCACUUUUCAUGAACUAACCAGGGUAGCCUUACAUAUGUUCCAAGAAGUUUCAAUUAAAUAGAAUAAUGACCGUCGCAAACAAAAAGUAUUAAGUGCAAUCAUUCAAAUUCUCCCCUGAAUAUUUAACAUUUUUAAUAAAGAAAAUGUUUGUGAUUAAUCAAGAUUUGGCAAGACUGGAAUAAAUAACGUCUCUAAAAACAUGGAUUUUCUCUCUAAAUAUAUAAUCGAAUUUUCAGAAAUCAAACCUUAGAGGAGGAAAGGAUAAGGCUGGGAAACUAUGGUUGACAUGGGAUGGUAUUCUAUCUGUAUACAACUUUGGGCUGCACACCGUAACACUUUUUCCAUGAACAAUGUGGGGGGAGGACUUGACCAUGAUAAGGGAUUUGCUAAUGUGUACUAAAGUGUUACUGAAAAGGUGGGUGAGACAGUGCAGCACACAAGCACUCUUUAGGAUUUUAUCUUUUGUCCUUGAGAAGUGGAACUGAAGGUCCCAGUUUACAGCUGCCUUCCCAUCUCUUCCAAAACCUUUUAGUAAAUCUAUGUUUAUGCAGCAGUUUAGCUGCUUGGCUAAAAAAACUGUUAUCUGAUCAUAACAAGACAAAAUACUAAAUAAAGGGUGAAUCACUAACGAGAUUUGCAUAAGGGAAGGGAGAGAAAAAAAUAUCCCAGAAAGCUACAGUUUACUUCUUAUUACUGCAUGGUUGACCAACUCUGUACCUCCAUGUCUUCUACAAUUUUCUGCUAGUCUUUUGCAUUCAAAGAAUUCGGAGAGUUGUUUUUGGUUUAAGCAUGAUUAGAAUCACAUAAACAUUGUUCCUUUUAUGUUUUUUGUUUGUUUUCUUUGUUUUUGUGUUGUGUCCUGUUUUAAAGUUAUUACCAAGGAAACGCAGGGAUCACUUUCUAUUACUGGCUUUCAUGCUGGAGGCGGAGUCAGAAUGUUAAUUAACUUCCAGUGCUUAAAGGGACUCUCCAGUGGCAGGAAAACAUACCAGUUUUCCCCCCAUCCCAUGUUGCUGAAUGGGUUAAAACCCCUUCAGUGCCUUACCUGAAUCCAGGCUGUGCCCCCACUCCUCCCCCGCCGAUGGCAGCCAGCAGGGGAGACCUAAUGCGCAUGUGCGUCAAUGGCCGCGCGCACGUAUUAGACCUCCCCAUAGCAAUGCAUUUUUUUAACGACAUCCAACGUCGUUUAAAACACUUUUCGUUAGACAGCCACUAGAGGAGGACUUAACCCUGCAAGGUAAUUAUUGCAGUUUAUAAAAACUGCAAUAAUUACCUUGCAGGGUUAAGGGUGGUGAGAGUUGGUACCCAGACCACUCCAAUGGGCUGAAGUGGUCUGGGUACCUGGAGUGUCUCUUUAAAAAAACAAAAAACAAAACAAACAAAAACUAUACAGUACUCAUUUUGAGACAACAAUGUGAAAAAGUAACCACUUCUAGAUAAUAUGUAAUUACGUGGACUCCUUGCAACAUUCCUUAUACAGUAUUAUAUAUUAAUUUAUUUUAUUUAUAAUAUAGCAUUUAACUGUACCAUAUCAUCCCUUUCACAACACCAGUUACAUUUCAACUUAUUUGUAAAACACAUCCUUGCCCAUGAGCACCAUCAAUUGAGAAUAUUUGGUUUGGUACCCCAGGAUUAUGUGAACCACAUAGAUGAUCUAUCUCAUGGUUUAAUAUAUACUGACAUGUUUAGUGUUUCUGCAUUUAGUUAUUACAGCAAAUAUAUGUAUAUAACACAGGCCAAGUACCACGUCAACCUUUACUUUAAUAGAGCGUUUAGCAGAGGCUGCAUACAAUUAUUCUUAUUUGAGAGCUCGCUAUAAAUAUACUAGUAUUUACUGAGGUUUGAUGUCAUAGCAAAGUAUCAAUAAAGUCAGCUAACGUCUUCUGAUAAAACUAUCUAGUGAGCUCUAACAUUUUAAUAGCUGAUCAUGAUUUUUCAAACACAUGCUUGCUUGCAAACCUAUAGUUAAUGACGUGAUUAUCUCCUACAAGUUGGGUCCUUAAGAGUCCAUAUGACUUCACAUGCAUAUCAUAGCCGUGUACUGCAAACCGUAUGCUAUAAUCUCAAACCAUUAUUCUGUACAUAUUACCUAGUUUAUUGGUUACAAUAAUGGAUUUUUUUCUUACCCCUGUUUUCUUCAGAAUCUUAACUUUACCGGCUUCCGCAAGAUCCUAAAGAAACAUGAUAAGAUCCUGGAGACAGGUCGUGGGGCAGACUGGCGUGUGGCUCACGUGGAAGUGGCGCCAUUCUACACAUGCAAGAAAAUCAAUCAGUUGAUUUCUGAGACUGAGGUAUCCUAGAAAGCAUAACUACCUUUUAAUUGUCAGAGACAUGACAUGCAUGCACCCAUGUAUUCACAGUUUAAAGAUUCUUAGCAAGGCUGCAAAAUGAUGCAUAAUGUGCAUUUCCUUUUAGUUAUGCAUCCAGCACAUUAUUAUUAUUCACGUCUAUUUUAAAAAGAUGGCGUGAAAACUAACAAUACAUUAAAAAGUUCAAUAUUGUUUGCAGCAACCCCCUCCUCAGAUAUUGGUAAUAAGAUUCAAACAGUGAAACAACAAAAGUGCUGGUGCGCAAGAUUUAAAAGAACACCCUUAGUGAUACUAUGUAGCAAAAGUGCUCUCUGGGUGUUUCUAUACAAAAUAGUGCGAUAAUAUUAACCCACAAUAUAACACGUGUAUAUACUUGCAAUUCUGUAAGUAUACAUUGGUGGUAUCUGCAAAAAGGAGACAAAAAGUAACACAUAAAGCACUCCUAGUGCAAUAAAGUUACAAAAUAAAACAAAUAUGUAUAAAACCUUUGUAGGUAUUGAACUCACAAGUUGAGUGAUAAUAACCCCACUCAAAGCUAUAACGCCCUGGGAGGACCUGUCCCUAGAGUACGUGGGAUCCAACAGAUGCUCUGGUGACCCGGGUUACAGGUCAAAAUAACUCCUUUAUUUCAAGCCUUAAAAACACACAAAGCAGCAAAAUAAGUCCACCGUCUGCUCACCAGCCCUCUGGUAGUUAAGGACAGUUGGGAUGUAGCCGCCGUCCUUCUCCUUCUGAUUGUGGCUGGUCUCGCCGGUGUGCAAGCUUCACCCUUCUGUGGUCCCGUGACGCGUUUCGCCCCUCCUCCAGGGCUUUCUUAAAUGAGCAGUUUCUCCUCCCACCACUGAUUCUUUUAUUGGCAGGGCUCUUUGCCGUGGUCCAAUCGGCAUAUAGCAAUCUCCACCUCGCACAGAGAGAGUUUCUAGAAUACCAUAAAGUCUAUCCACUCCAAAUAAAGUCCUUAAUUCAUCAGUUCAAAAAAUGUUAUGUUAUAAGGAUAAAGUAUCAGAACUAAUUCAUAAAGGGGACAAAAUAGGAAUCUGAUCAGAAAUUAAAACGUACCUCACACUACUUACAUAAACUAUUUACAUUAAAAAAAAUCACGUAUCCAAGAUAUACAUAACGUUUGCAUGUUAACCAAGGAACCUAUGUUCGUUUACCCAUUACUAUACCAGACUUUUAAAAAGCAGAAGAUUGUCUAACUCAAAACUUAAAACAAGUCACUUAUCAAAAUACAAAUAUGACACCCAGAGAGCACUUUCUUUGCUACAUGGUAUCACUAAGGGUGUUCUUUUAAAUCUUGCACACCAGCACUAUUGUUGUUUUACAUUAUUAUUAUUCACAUUAAGUGUUUUACAUUUUAUGUGUUAGCAGAAUUUGCAUGCAUUAUAUACUGCACAGUCUAUUGCUGUAGAUUUCGGAAGCUUUCAUUUUUUUCUCCCUGUACCUUGCCAUUGUCAGAGGAGCUCUUUAUUUUUGUUCACAUUUUUGCAUAAUAAAGUGAGUAUUAUUUUUUUUUUGUUUGUUUUUUUUUUUGUAAUUUGUUUUGUAAAUAUUGUGACCAGUGGAGGCGGGCCCAUACAGCUUCUGUAUGGGGAUUCUGCUGAGUGACAUAGCGACCUAGCCUAUAAAGAUUUUGUGAUCAUUCUGGGGAACUAACACAAAUCUUGGAUGUCAUUAAAGACAGGCUUGCGUAUUGUCCCAUAUUCAAGAGUUCUUAUCGGAGGGUUGACAUCUUCAAAGUCUAGGUUUAUGGUGUUGAACAGGUUAUUUUGUGUUAUUGGGUCAGUGACCAAGUACGCUGUGUUAAAGAAAUACUCCAAACACCAGAACCCCUUACAGCAGGGGUCCUCAAACUCUGGGCCGCAUUAGGCCCACCAGGGUCCUGAACCCAGCCCAAGCACUUAGGGCCAUCUGAUGGGCCCUAUAUCAUCAGGAAUACCUGGUGUAUGCAGUGCACUGCAAGCCUAGUUCACCUCACAGGAAGUAUCGAAUCCAGUUCUUCUCAAAGAGAAGUAUUAGCUGCAUUUGUUAGUGUUGUGUUGUGUGGUUCAUGAUAACGAUAACGCAGAAUGUGAAGACCGUUGAAAAUUAACGUCUUAAGGAGGAAAUGCCUUUAGAGUCUGUAAACAUUUCUGUGUAUCAGAAAUGCCUGUGUUUACUUUACUAGACAAAAAGUACAGCAUCUACGCACCAAACAAGAGACUGGUUUUGGUGUGUAGAGUCUCCUUUUAAAUAUUGGCUAACUGCAAUCUUCACUCAAGUUAAAGAGCUGGAGAAACCACCCAACAUACUUGUAUUACUAUGAGGAAGAGAGGACAAUUAAAUGGAAAAAUUACAAUUUAAAAACUAGGAACAUUUGCAAGAGAGAAAAAAAAUAGUUUUUAUGCACUGUACAAUGCAAGCAAUAUUUACCUCAUCAUGGCAAUAUUAUUAUAUGUUACUGUGAAAGUUCCAACAUUUUAUGUCAUGAACGGGGUUGAUGCCAGUUGCUGAAUACAGAUUGUGCAUUUGUCAUAUUCUUUCUAUUUCAUACCCAGGCUGUAGUGACCAAUGAGUUGGAAGAUGGGGACAGACAGAAAGCCAUGAAACGCUUGCGUGUGCCACCUCUAGGAGCUGCCCAGGUAAGCCGUUUUAUGUGAAGUAAUGAGUUUAUUGAAUUAGGUAUAUAUUACAACCUGUAGUUCCCUUUAUUUCAAACCCAGAUGCUCUAGUGAAACCAGCAGCUUCCCAGGUAUUAAGAUAAUGGUUUGUCUCCAUUUCGUUGGGUUUAAAUCCAUGAUGAAAUGUUCAACUAUGUUGAUCUUUUGUUACUUGCUAUUGCCAUGGUUCUGAUUAGGUGAUGGUUUAGCAUGUGUUCCUACAGGCUGCUUUCUAAAUUAUAGAUGUUACAGAGAGUUGCUGUGAAUAGAACCUAAAUUACAUUAUAUAUACACAACAUGCCUCACUUUUUAACUUACCUGAUAUGUGCCAGUAUAUUGCAAUAUCAGUACUGUGAUACAGAUAAGUAACAGAAUGCUACAGUAUCUCGUAGUAUCUUUUAUUCGACUAACACAAUUUUGCGAGCAUUCCAUUAUUGUUUUCCUAUAUCAAGUCAAAAUUCUGUUUGCGCUACAGAAAUGAUAUUAUGCAAUACAGCCAUGUGCAGUAGUGUGUUGUUGCGCACACACACUAUAUUUAUAUAUCACAUAGAUUACCUCAUCCAUUUUUCAUGUAAUUCUGCAUCUGUUUAUUAGAACAAUUUAGUGACUCCUCCCACUAGCCAUGCUGUCUAUAUUUCCUUUUUGCUGUGCCGAUUUAACAUGUUAAUUAAGACCUUUAAUAUGCACAUCUAAUAAUGCUAAAACACUGUUUUUGUUUACGCAGCCUGCACCAGCAUGGACUACAUUCAGAGUGGGACUCUUUUGUGGGAUAUUUAUUGUUCUGAAUAUGGCUGUUAUUAUUGCAGGUGAGUUUUAACUUUGGGUUACAGAAGUCCCCUUUAAACUUUGACAUUUAUUUGCACAAUAUAUUGUUAGAGUAUUUAUGUUAUACCCACCCCUAUACUCUCAGCACAUUAUUGUGUAGGAACAUGUCUAAAGUUGGACAAAUCACUACUUGACCCUGCUGAAAUGUACGUUCUGCAUUAUCAGUGUAGCUACAGAGGGCAUAGGCUGUGACUGUCCCGGUUUUUGACAAACUGCUCCAAAACCGUUUGAACCUCAAGUUGGAAUAUUAUUUGUAGGAUUUUUCUUUUUGAAGACUGUUCUUCAACAGGAAUAUGACUGCCAUUCCAUAUUUCCCAAUAUAAAUGUUACAUUAGAACAAUGCUAUUGACAAUGCAUCCAAACAUAAGAAAGAGGGUCGAGCACUCCAAUUUAUUGGGUAAUGUAAAAGACUAUUAUAUGAGUCGAAAUGUUGCACUUGUAUGUGUGCUGUUACCUAAUAUAUGUAGUGCUUAUUACUGGAAAAUAAUUAUUGGAGUGCUGGACCCUUUUCUUGUGCUUUGAAUUUCUGGUUUUCAUUUUCUUUAGGAUCUGUUAAUGUAUACUGGCUUUUCUUUUUUGAAUUGUACUCUAAGCAUCAAAACCAACUACUGUUUACUGUAGUGGUCUUGGCCUUGGUGCCUAGAUGCAUUUGAUAACGUUUCUCUAUGAGGAAAAUCCUAGUGCAGCAGUUGGGUCCUCAAUGAUUCUGUAUGAAGAAGCAUUUGAUAGACCUGAAGAGGCACUGUCACGCCGAACUUGCCUUUCCCCAAUCCCUUCCUCUUCUUUUCCUCUCUUGGGAUCUAGGGACUACUUUGUGUUAUAUCUUUUUCCUACGCUUGACCAGCUUUGACCUACUUACCGUGGUACUUUUCUCACAAUACUUACCCUUUGCUCGGUGAUCUCACGAUGCUUCCUUUCACUAUUGCCGAACAUCCUGUCAUUUAGACAAGUCUCCUGUGAAACUACCGAAUUUCAUCCUAAUAGCAUGCGUAUAUUUUGUUCAAUCGUGUUAGGACACCUUUCAGUAAUUUCUGUUCGGAUCGGCAUUUCAUGUGCAUGAAUGAAAUACCGAUCCUAUUUAUGUCACGGCUGCAUCUUGCAGCCACUUGGUAAAUAGCUUCCUAAUUUGCAUGGUAUUGGGGAGCUUAUACUUCCUAUUACUAUUUUUUUAGUUCAAAUAUAUGUAACCUUCUUGGAUUUGGCUAUUCCUUUAAAAUGUGACAUAAAUCCCUAAUUAAUUUAUUCAUUUUUCUUUUAAAAGUAACUCCAUUUGUAAAAAAAAAAAAAAGCACACCUCCCCUGUUCUUUUAUCCUAAUGGACUUCCUUCUUUUCAAGGUGCUAUCAAGCUUCCAGGUACGGAUGUGUGGCCCUUAGUGAGGAUUUACAGGGGUGGUUUUCUGCUGGUGGAGUUUCUCUUUCUCUUGGGAAUCAAUACAUAUGGCUGGAGGCAAGCUGGUGUCAAUCACGUCCUCAUCUUUGAGCUCAAUCCCCGAAACAACCUCUCCCAUCAGCAUCUCUUUGAGGUAAGACCUCCUUCCCGUUCCAUCCUUAUACUUUAAAUGGGUGAGAGACAGCGCAUUACACUGUUUUGUCUUGUGCACAGAAAUAUCUCACUUUUAUCAUUAAAUAAAAAUUUUUGGUAAUCAGAGGUAACCAAAAAGGAGAUUACCAAAAUAAAUGAAAGGCCAAUGUGUGCAGAUUUAAGGAUAUAUAAAGGUAUUAGAUUCUAUGAUAAAGUGUGCUCCUGUCUUAAUAAACAUCUGUACAUCUAUCUUGCCUAGACACCUCAAAGCAUUUUUAUUUAUUUUUUGCCCAGUUCAGAGAAAGCUGUAGUUGAGGAACACAUUAAUAUUGGUGCAUAUUUGGCUUACUAAUGGUUUGCUUUUAUACGUUUAUUUCUAAGCUAAUUGGUGAGUCUUUACAUAUAAUUUGUGAUGUCACUGAUAUUCAGCCUAUCCACUAUUUAGCCCCUUUAUUAGAAUGUGUGUGUGAAUUUCUCUCGAUAUUUGUGUGUAUAUUAUUUAUUUUAGAGAUAUUUAAAGAGUACAGCACACUCUAUUUAUGACUAAUUUGAAAUAUUUUAUAUAUACAUACAAAAACAUGAAAGCUUCAUAACAUUUCGUAAGCCUGCCACAACAUCAGUGUUUCCUAUGUUUUUUUAUAUUAAUCCACCUGCUUUGGAUAUUAACCCUUCACGGCUGUAUGCAGUGCCAAGUUUAAAUCUGGCCCUGCAGUAAAGCAUCCUUACAGAGAAGGGUGCAAACAAUAGUUUGGUUAGACUCCAAUAAAUUAUAUACAACAAAAAGAUUGCACGCACCUAAAAAUUCACGUUUUAUACGGGUGCUGAUGGCAGCCCAGGUGAAUGGAUAUCUAAUGUAAGUUUGUUAAUUUCAUGAGUGCAGGCAUUAGGUUGUUGGAAAAAGACUUGAUAAAAAUGUGGUAGACGGACGUUGUGAAAGAUUUAUGAAAUGUUUUAAUAUAUUGAAAGGCGUCUUUAUUAUUUGUGUGUUUUUACUCAUGUUUUGGUCUUUAAAGUCAGUCUGAAAUAUUGUUACGUUGGUCCAGCAGCACCCUUCCAGGCUAUGCUCAUACAGGAGAGUGCAACCGUUUCUAUUCUGUAUACGUGUAUUGCUGUCUGUAUAUCGUGUGUGUGUGUGUGUUAUAUAUACAUACAUUCUGUGUCUACCAAGUGUUAACUGAGUAGAAUGUGCUUGUACCUGAAUAUUCAUGAGCUCCUCUGUAUACAGUCAUCCUUCCUGUGCAAUCAGUGCACUGUAGCAUGCUCAAAUCUCUCCUAUCUUAGAGACUCGCAUAUUGUCUUUCACAGCUUCCAAGAAAUAUAUAUCCAAUGCCUGCCAGCAGUUCAUCUACUACAGUUUUAUUCCUUGGUAUCCUGGUUUUAUCUAUUAACUAUACUGUACUGUGAUGCAUAUUAAAUACAGUACCCAAUUCACUAAUAUCUGGCAUGACAACGGUGGAUAUACAUCCUUAUUUACACUUAAAUGCCUGUUAAUUAUCAUUUUCUUUGUUCUGGUUUGGACUUUGUAUGUCAUCCUACCAAACUAGACCCUAACAUGUAAUCUCUGUCAUUUCUGUAAUUGGUUCAUUCGUAGAUACAAAGAAAUAAAAUAGCAUUCAAUAAACUCUAUUUGCAGUUAAUCUGUAUAAUGCUCUUUGUGUGUGUGUGUGUGUGUGUGUACAUAGCAAUACACUCUUGAGUAUUGCAACCAAGCCUUCUUAAACUGCCUUGUUCUCCCAUGCUGUAAUCUGUAGCAUAUCCCAAAAUUGAUGCAUUUAAUAUUGCUAUAAUCAUACAAACCUUAAACCAAUAUAUCUUCUGCUUCAUAUCUGCAGAACCCCGUAUUUAGGAAAUAUGCCUGUAGAAAGUUUUAUUGAUGACCCAAAGCCUGAUAACACCAAAUGUCCUCCUCAUGCUUUUUAUAAAACUAUGAGAAAUUGGCGUCUUAGAUAUUUAAGUAGCACCGUAUGCAGAGAUUUUUCAAUUUGAUUGCGUGUGAAGGCACAGUCAUCUUGUUCUGGCGGCUCCUCUCGCAAGAGUACCACAUUGAGGUCUAUCCUACGGUCUCGCUGGAUCGUCCUUAGACAAAGCCAAUUCCCUGCAGCCGUCACUGGCAACGGAUGUCGGGAUUGACACUAUAGCUCUGCCCAGAGUCUAAGAAAGUCAGGCGGAGGAAAUAUACUGAGACAAAGUAAGGAUUACUUUGUCUCUGCAUAUCUCUUGACUGGCUAGGAAUUUCAGUGAAAUUCCAACAAAGUCAAAAUGAUUUUCAUCUUCAUGAGAUACUAAUUUCUCAGGGGGGUUACUGUGCCACUUUUAAGGGAGUUUGUUUCAGUGCCGCAAAAGCAUUUGUCAUGAUGCACGUUCUGUGUGGCUGACAGAUUAUAGGAUACCUGUAAAUGUUCUUUCCAGAUGUAUACAUACACAUUAACUUGUCUUUCUGUUGAUUGAUCGAUGCAUUACUGAACAUAUUAAAGGAAGUGUUAUAUAAACAGUAAUGUACAUGUUCUGUUUAUUAUUUGCCAUCAUUCAGAUUGCAGGCUUCCUUGGCAUGCUCUGGUGCCUCAGCCUCCUGUCCUGUAUCUUUGGAUCACAAUUCUAUGUGUACAUGCAAGUGAACCCUCUCCUACUCUAUGGCUUCAUGUUGCUGUUCCUUGUCAAUCCCACUAAGACCUUCUAUUACAAGUCUCGAUUCUGGCUUCUUAAACUGUUGGUAAGUGUCCUUCCUUCACAGAUUGUUAUGCUUUACUUCCCGUUACAGGGCAUUAUACAUGUUCCAUUAUGCUCCCAUCCUCGUUAACUCUGUAAGGACAGAGCUAAUUGUCCACAUUCUAAACCAAAACAAACCUUUAAUUUUAGCUAUAGCUUUGUUCCACCAUAAUUUAAGUGUUUCUCUUCAAGUGCACCCAUACUUAGUAUAUAUCGUUCGUUAAAGGAAGAAAUUGCUUUAAUUUAAUGAGACCUACAUAUAUAGCUUCUCUUUUAUAAUUUGAAUGCCUUUUUAAAAAGCUGUUUGCAGCAGAGAAUUUCAGUGGUGCAAAUAGCUCAUAAAAAAGAUGUGGGCCACUAAAAAUUUCCACGGCUGACAGAGGGAAGCCCCAGGUAUCCAAUGAUACCUGAGACUUCCUUCUGUGAACGGGGUUUUAGCCCUGCUCACACCAGAUAUGCAGGGCGUUCUAUGCUGCCCUACAGGCUUUAAGCCCUUAAGGACCAAACUUCUGGAAUAAAAGGGAAUCUUGACAUGUCACACAUGUCAUGUGUCCUUAAGGGGUUAAAGAUCACUUUACGUAGGGCAGCCUAACGGUGUUAAGGGGUUAACUUAGAUCAGGGCUGUCCAACCUGCGGCCCCCUAGAUGUUGCUGAACUACAACUCCUAUGAUUCCCUGGCUAUCUGUUUCAUUGAAAGAAUCAUGGGAGUUGUAUUUCGGCGACAUCUGGGGGGAGAGGGGAGGGUAGCUUGGACAGGCCUGACUUAGAUGGUACUUACCUGAAUGUUCUAAUAUCUCGAGAAUUAAACUCGCGUUUAACACCCAGUGCUGCCCCCAUCAUAACAUUGGAGGUACAGAUGAUAAAUACAGUAUCACUGUGCUCUUCAGCCAAUCAAUAGAGCACACCUAAGCAGCCGUUUUCAGUAGGUCAAUCCAACCUGUCAAAACAGAUGCUUGUUUUAUAUGAGAAGUGUACAUGACCUAGUUAAUGUCGCUUAUCUAUGAUCUAUGCUAACUAGGGUCUCACUGCCAUAGCUAAUUUUUUGCAAUUGAGUUUUAUGCUAAAUAAUAUAUAUAUUUAAAGGACCAUUAUAGGCACCCAGACCACUUCAGCUUAAUGAAGUGGUCUGGGUGCCAGGUCCACCUAGGAUUAACUCUUUCUGCUGUACACAUAGCAGUUUCAGAGAAACUGCUAUGUUUACCUAUGGGUUAGUCCAGACUCUAGUGGCUGUCUCAUUGACAGCCGCUAGAGGCGCUUCCGCGCUUCUCACAGUGAAAAGACGCCAGCGUCCAUAGAGACUGGCUGAAUGCGCGCACGGCCAAUGACGGGGAAAGGAGGAGGAGAGUCUCCAGCACCGAGGGAGUGUUUAACCCCUUAGUUUCCAUCCAGCCCGGUGGGAGUGGGACCCUGAGGGUGGGGGCACCCUCAGGGCUCUAUAGUGCCAGGAAAACGAGUGUUUUCCUGGCACUAUAGUGGUCCUUUAAUAUACAUUUAGAAUAAUAUAUGUAUAUAUUUUUUUCUUAAUCUUUGCAUCUCCUAAAGUUUCUCUUUGCUCCACUCAUCACUUUUACUAUAUUACUGUUUUGUUGGUAAUUUUUGGGAAUUACACCAGAGUGUGAAGCGACUUUUUACACCUUUUCUGCUUAAGCACCCAGAUUGUAUUUCAUUUUCCUAAAGUAGCCAGAGUUUCAAAAGACAAAAAAAACCCACAAAGAUAGAUAUAUAUGUGUGUGUGUGUAUAUAUAUAUAUAUAUAUAUAUAUAUAUAUAUAUAUAUAUAUAUAUAUAUAUAUAUCCUCUGCAUUCUUUCUAAUGUGAGUCUUCCUCCCGUGACCCUCUCCCUUUUGUUUCCAUAUAGUUUCGUGUAUUCACUGCACCCUUCCACAAGGUGGGCUUUGCAGAUUUCUGGCUGGCCGAUCAACUCAAUAGUCUGGCUGUAAUCCUCAUGGAUCUGGAGUUUAUGAUCUGCUACUACAGUUUAGAGCUUGAUUGGAAUUCACCUACUGGAUUGCUCAAAAAAGGUAUCCAGACCAGUGCCUUUCUACUCUCAUGGAAUCCAUAUUAACUGCAUGCCUUAAAUUAUAACACUAGUCGCAAUACUAAAAAAUACUAUGGGUACACAUCCUGCGUUUAUUGUGUACUUGUUAUGUAGAUAUGACUUUAUUAUGUUCAAUUUUAUUCUUUAAAGACAGAUACUUAUAGAUAUUUCCGCUAAUUAUUGUAUUUUCCAAACUACCAACAAAAAUAAAGAUGAAAUAUAUGUGAAGAUGAUUUAAGCUUUCACAUGUAUGGCGAUAUAUAUAUAUAUAUAUAUAUAUCCUGUUAUUUAGACAACAUCCUGUUAUUUAGACCCUGAAGAAAGUCCCGAACAGCCACUUUUUGCUAUUUGUGUCUAUUGGAGCUCUGGCGUAUCUACCCGGCGUUGGGAACAAGUAAGCGUGAGUGCAGGGGUUCCUCUAUUUUUUUUUAUAUAUAUAUAUAUAUAUAUAUAUAUAUAUAUAUAUAUAUAUUUAUUUCCGUUGGGUGUUUGCGGAUCGCUCCUGUGAGCCUGGAAUCUGGCUAAUACCUUUUCAUGCAAUGAUGUGUUUAUUGAGCUUCGUUAGCAGUUCUGAUCCCAACCACAAUCUAAGUUUAAAAAAUAGGUUACCAUGUUUCCACAUAGUGUGAGGUUAUGUAUUUUUGUAGUUGUUUCACUGGCAUCUCUAUUUCUUAAAGAUACCGGCAUAUGCAACACAUAUACAUAUGGAGUACGUGCUGUGGUUCAGUGUAUUCCUGCCUGGCUCAGGUUUAUCCAGUGCCUGCGACGAUACCGUGACACCAAGAGAGCCUUUCCUCAUCUGGUCAAUGCUGGCAAAUACUCCACUACCUUCUUUAUGGUCACGUUUGCUGCUCUUUACACCACUCAUAAAGGUAAGUGUUUUUCAUGUUUGGCACAGAUAGAAGGUACAGACAAGUACUUCAGCUGGCAGGUAGGUUCCUCCUUUGCAAGGAAAGGACUCCACCAGUCUGGAGCCUCUUCUUCUAGUAUUAUUAUUAUUAUUAUUAUUAUUAUUAUUACUGUAAUUUUGAAAGCACCAACAUAUUCCGCAGCGCUGUACAAUUUGGAAAAAGACUAUACAAUAAGAACUGACCGAUACAACAGGUAAAGGGCCCUGCCCGAGCGCUUACAAUCUAAAGGUUUAACUGGGGAGAUGAGACAAAAGGUAGCAGAGGAAUUUGUAUGUGAUGGCAGAGAGUUUUCUUAGUAUAACUGCAGCAGCUGAUAGCAUGUGAAGAUAAUAAGGAGGUGAUUGGCUGUGGUUCCAAACAGCUGGAAGAGCAUGCUAUAUAGGUAGAAGGAACCAGAGUGGGCGGGAGGAGGGGCAGGGAGGUGGGUUGAGCCGAGUAAAUUAAAUGGGCUUGUUGCCAGGACGGAUGUAAAGAGUAGAGAAGCGUUAUUUAAAGGAAUUUAUGGCUAGUAGUGGUGGGGGGGAUGGUUGAGCAGACUAGCCAUUUGUCUCAUGCAAUUACAAUAUUUGACCAAAACAAAUACUAUCAGCCAAAUUAUUAAUAAUUAAAUGUUACUGCAAGUACAAAAUUAUGCAGUAGUCAACUACAGGUACAACUAGUAACAUUGUUAUAGUAAAUUAAUAAUGUAGUAACUAAGAGGAAGGAAAUCUGGUAGAAUAACUUCUGAUUCUCAGUCUGUAGUAUAUUUGUUUAUUAAUUGCUACACAAUCCUCUGUUCAUCCUAUGUGAUGAGUGGACCUGAUGAAUGAAUUCAUCUAUGUCCUUUUUUAGUAUCCUGGACCAUUUCUGUAUUACCUUUUUGCAUAUUGUUUAAUAAAUACAAAUAAUUUUUUUCCCUUUUUUUGUGUCCAGAAGUUUUGUCGUUAUCCACACACUUAGUGGCAUAAUAUAUUAUUGCUUUUGUGACAUUCGUCCAUCCAAUAUACUAAUUACCUCUUAUAGAUCUUCAAAACAGUAGUGUAUUAAAUUAAGCACUUAAAAUAAAGUGAAUAUCGGCUUUAAAACACUUUUGUUUGGGAAUACCGCUAUACCCACACACGAGUUGAAAUACAAUUGUGGUAAAAGUGAUUCAGAAAGGAUCGCUAAAAACGUGUAUGCAAUUUUGUUACCCUUUUUAAAAUUAUGUAAUAUCACAGAUACACUCCAAAUACAGAAAUGGAAAAAAUAUAUAGUGCAGAUGGUAAUGUACAUAAACCUUAAAAUAGAGUUUAAUAGGGUCAGAACCUGUAACUACUGGCUCAUUAAACAGCACGUCUGUGCCUUUUAAGGUACCAUGCCACCUCCCAUCGAAUGACUUUCCAAAUGUGAGCAUAGGGAAAGAAAGCGAGUAGACUCUAGUUGUACAGUAUAUACUAAACCUGCAUAUGUAAAAAUUGGCUUAAGUCUCUUAAGCUCACUUUACUCAGAUCCCACAAACCCUGGCUCUGGAGUUGAAUACAUGUUGCCAAGUUGGGGCCUGGCAUAAACCCUAACAGGACCACCACUGGAACUGGAAACCACUUUUAAAACAAAAAUUUAAUUAAAAACCAGAGUCAUGGGGGUGGGGCCUGACUGCCAUGGCAGAGAAUCGCAUCUUGCUUGAGCUCCUGUCCUACUCUAGCAAUACAAGCUGUUUUUCGCUACAUCAAGCACAAAAUAUCACUCUCCCAACGACUCACCUCCUUCCCGACCUGACUGCAGCACACUGCGGAGGUUGGAAACGUGACAAACUCCCCGGCAGCACAAUCUGAAUAAUGCGGCUUAGAGUGCAACGGACGAAAGAGGCGGUCAAUCUCCCAGGCCGGAGUGGUUCAACAGCUUUAAUCACUAUGCAAGUGCCAUGUAACCCCAUCCCCCCAGACCAGCGGGGGUGAUCCCGGUCCAACCCUGGGAGGAUCACCUGCACUACUGGGCACAGGGUGAGAGACCACAGAGAAAGCAGGGAAAUCAAGUGAGCCACCCAGCAUGGCGGACGCCACGUGGCACCAAGACCCUGUCGAUGGACAAAGCGUCCUAACGACCAGACUCUAUAGAAUCUUUGACAUAUUCUGGCAGGACCUGGAGAAAAGGAGGCAUCACACCACCUCUGAGCAGCAGAUAGCACACUCACCAUCACAGCAGGUCGUGCGCCCACAGCAGACACCCGCAAGACAAACAGACUUGCCGACACAAGCAACGCCAUACCGGUGUCCACCUAAAUGGUGGGAAAACAAGACACCCAGACCGCGACGACGGAUCAAGUCGCAACUGACCGUGCACCGCUCCACACCUUCUGAACUGGACACCGACGCGGCUCCAAAAGUGAGGAAGCUCAGUCAAGCACACCAGCCUGGGAGAUGGCACGACUGCUUGCCGCCCUCGCUCCGGACUGCGGCCUUCUCCACAACAGACCCCUCAAGGCUCCUCUCACCCUAGGGAGCACAACACUCAGCGUGUCAGCAGACUCACAAAGAAGGCCCGAGCUGUACCAACGACCCAACACGGGACUUAUGAUUUCAAUGACCUGGGGGGCAGUAAAGAUUGGGGUUGGUGGGGGGGAGUACCUUGCAGAAUUUGAGCCACAAGCAUAGAUACGGAGUGGGAUGAGCCACCCGACUCCAAGCAAUGCCUUAGCAAAUGCAAGCCUCUUAUCUCCCACACAAUAGGGAUAAAAUCUCACUGGUAUCUACUCAUGUCAUUCACCUUGUCCUCCUAACAUUAGCAUGUUUCACAAUCUAUUUUACACCCAUACUUACCAUGUCUGAUACAGCAUAACUCAACAUUUCCCUCUUACUAUAUAGCCUAGACAUGAUCGGUUUCACCUGGACUCUGUACUAUACUAUAAAAAACAAAUGUACUGCAUACUCAAAUGCCAUAUAAAUCUUACACUUUGUCUAUUUGCUUGUUUGACAUUGCUGUUGGGGCAUUGAAAGAAUGUCUGUAAAUCAUAUGCAAGCAAAAAUAAAGAAUAUUAAAAAAAAACAAAAACAAAAAGUCCAUGUAGUGGAUGCCAAAACGCGUUUCGCCUGGUUGAGCCUCCUAAUUCGGGUGAUAUGCAGUUCCAGAAGUUAUCCAUUUUUAAAUGUUGGUGCCGGGUCUCACCUUGCGGCCAAUCUCUUCCCUUGUUACAGAAUCCCAACCUUCGCCUCUGUUGUAGUCCUAUGUAUUAAAGAUCCUAUUGAUUGUGAUUUCAGGAUUACUUUGGUGUUAUAGGUCUUUUGUUUUGUUAAAUUUCAAGGGUUAUCCCCUAUCGUAGAGCAUCUGAGCUAGCUCUCUUUUUGACCCAUUGGUUCAUCGUUUUGCAUACGGACUAUAAAUGAAUAAUGGCCGUACCGAGGCUACGGUCAGCCUAUUCACAGCCCAGUUCAUAGUUUUGUGAGCAUGUGUGUACAGCAAUAUGACUGGCCAGCAAACUUUAGACUAGAACUGUAGAAGGCGUCAGGGCCGGUGCGUUCAUAAGGCGUGGGCCAUGACUUCCACUGCUCUUCUCUCAGACUCUGCUGGGGAGUCUGGGAAAAAAAUAAUGGAAGUCAUGCCCCCGUCUCCUGACAUCAUCAGGAGAGGCUGACUGACUGAUGUCCCUGGCUGCAGGCUCCAGCUCCUGUCUCACCUGACCACCAGGGAAAAGGUUUCCCCUCCCUGGUCCAAGGUAAGACUCAGGGAGGGGAGGUGGGGGUUGAAUACAUUUUUUUUAACUUUAAAACUUUCCCUAUCCCCCCCACCACAGCCCAUUCCUCCUCCCUCUCCUCCCCUCCACCGCUGCCCAUUUCCUCCCCCCCUCCACCACUACCCAUUUCCUUCCCCCCUCCACCACUGCCCAUUUCCUCCCCCCCUCCACCACUGCCCAUUUCCUCCCCCCACCACUGCCCAUUUCCUCCCCUCAACCCCAACACAGCCCUUGCCCCCACCACCACCAACACAGCCCCUGCACCCCACUUCUACUCCUUUGACAUCGCAGAGUCCUUUUUGUUUCCUCAAAUCACAUAAUUUAUAAGACCUGCUGCUCGAUGCUCUGUGCACCAUAAACUGCAGUGAUGCAUAGUUUCUGUGGGUCUUAAAAUAACCGCUUCUGCUUAUUUUGGAGACAGUGGUGUUAAAAGUUGAGCACCCAGUAAUUUCUGAAAUGCAUUUUGUGUGCUCAUUUUUUCUAUGAUGGAUGAAUACCCCUCCCCACAACUGUUGACUUAUCAUUCUCUGUUGCGCACUAUACUCUUCUCUAGAGCUAUUAUUUAUUGCACUAAAUAUGGAAAUACAUAUCCGCUGUUGAAGGCAAUAUAUUUUUUAUUCUGCUGUAUGAUCUGAACAAUUUAAUCAUUGUAUAACCAUUCUCUGCACGCUUCUCCAGAAGAAAAUUGUUAUAUUUGAUAUGUUAUCCCUGUAAUAUCUUUUGCUACAGUUAUUGCAGCGUCUCAUAACCUUGUUUCUGCUACCAAUCCUUAUAUAUUUUAAUUCACUUGGCGAGAUAUGGGGAUGAUUGCUGCUUUUUUUUAAAUGCUACUAUAUGAUCGGUAACAGAGUAAGGUAGAUUUUUAUCUAAAGUGAUGGUAUUUUUAGGACUACAAGGGUUGUACAGGUUAAUUUUAAAUAAAUAAGAAUCAAUUUUAUUUUUCAUGAAGACUAAUAUAUAUUUAUAUGUAUGUGUUUGCAUAUAUUAAAUAUUCUGUGAGUGUAUAUGUAAUAUAAUUUUAAUAUCUAGUGCUACACCUAUUUAUCAUAAUACAGACAAAUAUCUAGCGCUUCUAAAGGCAAAUUAUGAGCGGUUACUAAUGUGUAAAUCCUACCACGGGAUAUAAUGCAUGGCCAUACGGAUAUUUUUCUAAAGUUAAAUGGUCUGCCUGAGCUUCUCUGUCACCUGGAUGAAGCAUUUCACAGGUGAAGGAAGAGAUAACUAGAUAAGUUGUGGAAAAUCUAACCCUAUCUUUCUACUCCCUUGUGUAGCCAUGAUGUGCCAGUAGAAGUAUGCUCAUUAAGUACCUCCAAUGGGUAAUGGUGGAAUGAUGUGUGCUGUGUCUUUGAGACCUGUAGAUAUGUGAGUGUGAUGUCUGUACAAGAUACCAAUGAAAACAAAAUGGGGCCAAUAAGAAGCAUGGAAAACCUGUUCUAGGGAAUCGUAUAAUGGCCAUUUAUUUUCUAAAGGUAAAGCUGGAGAUUGGGAGUUGGAGACAGGGUAGAAAACCACGAGAAGGACAAAGGGGGUUGAAGCAGCACUGUCGUGACAAAUUUACAUUUCUACUAUUGUUUCCUCUUUUCUUCUGGUCUCAGAAUCUGUUCUUUUCUUCACUUCUGAUCUAGUUUUCUUUAAAACCUUUUGUAUUUUUCAUAAGCUUGACUUUCUUUGACCCAAGGAGGGGCUUAAGUCAGCUCAAUUUCCUGUGUCAAGGAGGAGGGUGAGUACUUCCUCUGAUACAGGAAAUGUACUUAAAUUAAUCUCCUCCUUUAGUCAAAGAAAGUCAUGCGUAGGAAUAAUACAUAUGACAAAGUAGUCUUUACUUUAUCUUAUGUUUUAAAGAAAACUAUGUCAGAUAUGAAGAAAAGAACCAAUUCUGCAAGAGGAAGCGAUAGGAGAAAGAUAUGUUCAGCAUGACCGUGAAGGUGUGGGAUUGCCAUCAGAUGGACUGUAACAGCCCUCAUGUAGUAAGACUGUGCAUGAUGCAUUUUGUAACAGAAUUGCAUUUAAGAAUCCUUGCAAACCUCAUUGUUUGUGGACAUGUCUUACUUUCCUCCCCAUUGGUGUUUUAGCUGAAAGCCAUAUACUGCUGAUUGAAUGAUCCAGCAGCACAGCCCGAGUGGAACAUUGUGCAGGGUCUGCCUUCACAUGGGUAGAAUAGAAAUACACGUCUAGUUUGCCCAUUUCUUAUAGUUAAACUCAUGAUUUCAUGCAGUACCAACAUGAGGGUUAAUGGGGCUGUAGAGGCUUUUUUUUUUUUUUUUAAAUGAAAUGGCAUGAAGAUAUAUAUUCACCUACGUUCACGUAUUAAUAUACUAGUUUGAACAAGUUAGACACUCAGCACCAUAACCACUACAGUUUAAUGCUGCCUCAACUUAUAAUUGCUGACCAUGUUUGAACAGAUUUGUAUAGAUAAUGCAGAAAUGAAACGAACACAUGUACAGCGCUACAGAAUUUGCUGGCGCUAUAUAAAAAAGUAAUCUGCGCAGAAGCAAAGGGUCUGGCUUUUUGUGCCCAGAGAGCCUGUUUUUUUUUGUUUGUUUUUUUGUCAAAGUGCACAAAUUGUCUGGUUAAAAAAAACAAAAAAACAGAGGGACUGCACCCAUAGCCUAUCUGCACCAUAUCCACUACAGUAUUUGUGUUUAGUGUGUUUUAAUGUGGAGAGAUUUUACUGCCCUCUAGUGUUAUAUCAUUGGAAAUGAAAACAAUGUACCUCCUUUCAUAGUCAGCAUUAAAUAUAUAAAGGGGCAUAUGCUUUUGUGUACAGCAGGAGUGGGCAAACUAAAGCAUUAUUGCAGUUGCAGUUCCGCAACAUCUGGGGAUCUACCUUUUGGCCAGCCCUGGUGUACAGGUUGAGUACUCGCACACUUAAGUAUAUUAUUUUCUGUGAAAGCAGUGGAGUUGUGUAAGAGUCUUAUUUAUUUAAAUAUAGUAAAGUUCAAGACCGCAAACAUUACCCCAGGGUUAUCCAUAUAGCCUCAGAGAUUGUAAGCUUGACUCAACAAGACCUUCUUCACCCAUUAUGUUCUGUAUGUAAACUACUUGUCAAAUAUUCACAUUCUGUAAUUGUAAGGAUAGGUGAACUAGGUGGAUUACACUACCACCACAAGAAUCACUCAGUGGAGCGCUAAAGGGAAAUGUCUUACCCCUAUUUGGUAUUGGGGAAGUCAGGUGACACUUUUUGCCGUUGUAGAAAUAUAAGAGACAAUGUUGUCUAAAAUGAGAGAAUUCGACAUAUAAUGGUGCAGCAUGCCAGUGGAAUCUGGGUAUAGUGCAGAGGGGGUAUAUAUAUCCAACUCACAUGAUAGCCUAGGAAUCGGCUCGAAUCUCAACCACUUGGGUAUAUAUGGUUAUACCAAACCCUUCUCCAGAUCCAAAGCUCACAAAUGUUUAGAUAUAUGGAGACAAAAAGUAGAAUGUCCUAGUGCAAAUAUGUUUAAAUGAAGACAGUGAUGAAGGUGAUAGUGCUUAAAAUUGCUCACCUGGGAUAGAGCCAGUUAUACAAGGCUCUAUGUAUAAAAGCACCUCUGCCUUUAAGGGAGGCAAUGCCCUUCUUUGUAUAUAGAUGCAGGAAGCGUAUGGAAGAUCCACUGGAUAGAUGCAUCAAAUAAAAUAACAAUUUAUUAGGUAUUAUAAAAAAGAAAAACUACAAUGAGUGAAAAUACCAUAUAUUAAAAUCAAUAAGGUGGUGUUCCUUGAUUUUAAAGGUGACAUCUUUACAUUCAGGUGACAUCACAAAGAUCAGGGUAAAUUAUUAUACAGUGCAGGGUAUUACAUUCAGUUUUGUCCCAGAGUUUGAUGCUUUUUUCGUCUGACUGUGCAAUCUACUCUUACUUAACCAUUUAUUCGCUGGAAAUAAACACAUACAGGAAUUUCCAAAAUUCUUUAAUUACAGAGAGCCAGGAUCAAUUUCCUUGGUCUUUGGGAUCUCUGAAAUAUCACUGGAGGUACACAUUUUGUCCACUUCUUUGGAAACAACUGCUUGUUAAAGGAAUACUCCAAACAAGUGCCCUGGUACCCUUACAGAGUAAAAGUGUAGCCCUUUAUGGACAAUUUUAUAACUUACCUGGAUAACUUGCUUAUUGACAUGUGCUAAUUGCUGCUUCUCUGGUUCCAGAAGCUUCGGUCACUGAGGUAAGCCUGGCUGUGCAGGACCACUCUCAUUGGUGCUCUCUGCCAAUGUCACACACAAUCACGUCUUGGCUCAGUGGAGCUACUGAAAGCUCCUAGCAGGAAAUUUCAGUACCAGGGGAGGCAGCAACAAGCACCCGGCAAAUGGUGUGACCGCUUAGUGUGGGAGGGUACAAGGGUACUCCUGGCAACAAAACUACUGCAGUGUGUACUUGUGGGUCUUGGAAUGUUCCUUUAAAACCUAUACUUAAGGGGGGCGUGGUUUGCAGGCGAGCAAGAUGGACGUGUCCAUGUAAAGCUCUGCUGCAGCCACGGUGCCAACUGCUAACAAAAGCCGAGAUACAUUCGCAAAAACUACCUGCAGCGGUGGGGGACCCAUGAUGGAUAAGAGGGCCCCGAGGAAACAGGGGAAAAAGGUGAUGGAAACAGGUAAGACCAGGCACAAGUUACACAGGUUCUGUGUUUUCUUCUUCAUUUUAACCUUAUUUUCCUUUCCUGUUUCUUGCUUCUUUCUCAGUUCUAACCCUUUAUUAUUUCCCUUGGGAGGGGGAACAGGUGAGGGCGUAUCUGCCGGCGAGCUCUGUCUGGAUAGUCGGGGGCCGGGCCCCCAUGGUACCGAGAUGGGACGUGAGGUGCAGUCUCCUUACCGGCCCAUUAGUGGGCUGCUGGGAGGCAAUGGCUUGCCUUCCUUUAGGAAAAUAUGCCUUUAAAAGUGUUGUCAUUGAAUGUUAAGGGCUUGAACGCUCCGAGUAAACGCCGCCUUAUGUUCAGGGAACUCAAACGCAUGAGCCCAGAUAUUGCCUUCCUGCAGGAGACGCACCUCUCCGCAUCGGCUAAAUUCGCCCUGAAGGAUCACACAUUCAGGACAGUCCAUGAGGCUAGGGCUUUAAAUAAACGGAAUGAAGUUGCUGUAGCUAUACACCACAGGUGCCCGCUUCGGGUGGAAAAAGUGGUAGCCGACCCAGGUGGCCGUUUCGUUCUGGUUUCAGGGAGAUUAUACUCCCACUCAGUGCAUUUCCUCAACAUCUAUGCCCCAAACGACCCCUCUGUUGAUUUUUGGGAUGGAAUAGCGCAGAUGGUGAACACUCUGACACACGGCAUGACGGUGGUGGGGGGAGACCUGAACGCCACCCCGUGUCCCGCGGUUGAUAGGGGUCCUGGCGACGGGUUGCCGCGGUCUCACGGGAGGGGUAGUCAGGAUAAAAUACUACGCACUUUUAUGCAUAGUACAGGCCUGGUCGAUAUCUGGAGAGCACAUCACCCAGACGACCGUGACUAUACUUUUUAUUCAGCACCCCACGAUACAUAUUCAAGGAUAGACUUAUUCUUGGUGAAUCCCCACACGGUCCCCAAGGUUUCGAAAACUUCAGUAGGUUCGAUCACUUGGUCGGACCAUGCUGAAAUCACGAUGACUCUGCAUAAAUUAUGUAUGGCAUCUCCGUGGACCUGGAAAUUGAACACCUCUCUGCUUCAAGAUCCAGCCGUGGUGGAGACCACGCGUAAGGAACUGAAUGAGUACUUCACUAGGAAUGCGGACUCCGGUCCCCGGCCGGCUACGGUGUGGGCCGCUCACAAGACGGUUAUCCGGGGUAUACUGAUCCGCGAAGCCACGCUUAAAAAAAAAAGUAAAACGCAAUUAUUAACAUCUCUCCUGGAGGCCCUGGGGAAAGCGGAAGAAAAACAUAAAGCGGUCUCAUCGCCUAUCACUUUGCAGGAAGUAAGGAAAUUGCGGGCUUCGGUCCGCGAAACGCUCCUAGACGAGACUGCCAGAGCUAUAGUCUGGUCCAAGAGGACUUACUAUGAAAAAUCAAACAAAAUGGAUACCUUGUUGGCCAGAUCUCUUCGCCCGAGACAGAAUCACUCCCAUAUUACAAGAAUCAAAGACGCUUCGGGUAAGUAUUGCACAGAUCCUACUGAUAUAGCUAAGGUUUUUACGUUUUACUAUGCCAAAUUAUAUAAUCAUUCCAGCGGGGCUACAAGCAUCCAGAGGAGUGACACUGACCGUACGCGGGCAUUUAUAUCACAAUUGAAGCUACCUACGUUGCGGGGAGAGGACUCAGCUGCCCUCGGAGAGAGGAUUACAGCCGAGGAGAUUGACGCUGCAAUAUCCGCUUUAAAAGGUAACAAAGCUCCGGGCCCAGAUGGCUUCGAAGGCAGCUAUUAUAAGAUAUUUCGAGAGGAACUUACACCCCACUUGGAAAAGUGGUUUAAUGACCUUAUGGAGGGAGGAACGCCAGAUAGGGACAUGUCAAUAGCAGAUAUCGUGCUGUUACCAAAACCCGGCAAGGAUGAGACUGUCCCGGAAAACUUUCGCCCGAUCUCUCUGAUAAACCAUGAUUCUAAAAUCCUUGCUAAAAUACUAGCACGCAGACUGAACCCCUUGUUAACACGAUUGAUACACCCUGACCAAGUGGGCUUCGUGCCUGGUAGGCAACUAUUUGAAAAUACUAGAAGCAACAUCGACCUUAUAUGGCGGCAAGCAAAUAGGGGGAUCCCGACUUUGAUACUGUCACUCGACGCGGAGAAGGCCUUCGAUAGGGUAAAGUGGCCUUAUCUAUUCGAGACCCUCCGACAUUUUGGUAUUCCUGACCCCUUUAUAACUACGAUAAAAGUAAUGUACACUGACGUUAGGGCUCGGGUCCGGAUUUCGGGUGCAAAGAUGGAACCUUUCAGUUUGAUGAAUGGGACCAGGCAGGGCUGCCCGCUGUCACCUCUGUUGUUCGCCCUCUCCUUGGAGCCCCUCUUACAAACCAUUAGAAAUAGCUCGGAAAUCAAGGGGAUCGUGAUCCGGGAGCAGCGAUAUGUGGUGUCUGGCUUUGCUGACGACAUCUUGCUGACCCCGACGGAUCCGAUAAAAUCUAUGGAGGCACUGGCGACAGUGUUGGAGGCCUAUAGUGAACUGGCCGGAUAUAGGGUGAACUUAACUAAAUCAAGUGCACUUCCCAUAAGUAUGAGCGACACGGAUAUAGCCCACAUCGGAGACAUCUAUAGGAUUCACAUAGCAAACGAUCAUAUAAAGUAUUUGGGGGUUCGGCUGACAGCGGACCCUGCCCAAUUAUUUCAGCAAAACUAUGUUCCCAUGAUCCGCACCUUGAUAGGAGACAUGGAGAAAUGGAUAGAUAAACCGAUCUCUUGGAUAGGUAGGAUUCACUCAGUGAAAAUGAACAUUCUCCCUAGGAUUUUGUUUCUAUUUCAGGCUCUCCUGGUCCGGCGAUCCAAGUCUGAUCUGGGGGCACUCCAGCAGGCCAUUGGGAAGUUUAUUUGGCAAAACAGGAAACAUAGAGUUUCGCGUAACGUUCUUUACAGGGCAAAAGCGAGGGGGGGCUUGGGUCUACCAAACCUCUAUUUCUACUAUUUAGCGUCCCAACUAACUCAAAUAGCACUUUGGCAUGCUCCUUCGGAAGAGAGGCGGUGGGUCGACCUGGAGGCCACCCUCAUGGGUUCCGAUGUCCCUCAAUUCUUUAUGUGGGUCCCUAGGGACCACAGACCAUCGAUACGCAUCGAAUGCUCAGCUAUUGCAAGUUCUCUGAAAAUCUGGGACGCAACAUCAACCAAAUAUGGUUUAUCCCCCCACCUGUCCCCGUUGGCCCCUUACUUGAGGAAUAGAGCGUUCCCCCCAGGAUUGGAAGCUAGGAACUUUAAGGGCAUAGAGAGCACGGGGGUACAACGACUAUGCCAUCUCUGAGGGGGGUGCUCUUAUAUCUUUCGAUGAAUUGAAGUCCAGAGCUACUUUACGUCCCUCUGAUUUUUUUCGUUACCUCCAUCUAAGGGACUUUGCCCAAAACCCGCAGAUUAAAACAAGCGCCUUAACCCCACUCACGUUUUUUGAAAGAAUGUGCAUUCAAGAACAAUUCCCGAAAGGCCUCAUCACCAACCUAUACGCGCACCUAAGUAUGACCACAUCAGAAUGGGGGGAGCUUCAUUACACGACCCAAUGGGAAAUGGAUCUGAAUGAGGAACUGGAAGGUGUUGAAUGGCAGGAGAUAUGGGAGGCAGCGGCGACCUCAUCUAUUUGUGUCACAUUUCAGGAACAAGACUAUGUUCAGGUGGUACGCUACCCCGGCAAAGCUUUGCUGGAUGAAUAAAAUGGCUACGGAUUUAUGCUGGAGAGGAUGUGGCCAGAAAGGGACGUAUCUACACAUGUGGUGGGCCUGUCCAGAGGCACAAAAAUUCUGGAAACGGGUCGCGGAAUUACUGGGGAAUUUCUUUGGUAGGGUGGUCAAGCCAGACCCCUGGGUGUUCCUUCUGGCCAGGUCGAUGGAGAACUGGUCCAGAUCGGAACAAAAUUUACUACAUAAGGUGACCCUGGCUGCCAGGAGGGCCAUGGCCCAAGUGUGGCUACAGAGAGAGACCCCCCCCUCUGGAAGUGGUGAUACAAAAGAUUAAGGACACAUACAUUAAGGACGAGUUAACUGCCAGGGUCCGUGGCACUAUGAAGAAAUUGGAAAAGAUUUGGAGCCCGUGGGUGGCUAGUGGGGUGGGUGAUUAGGGGAGUGGGGGACGGGCUCGUUCCCUGCGUACCCUGAUGCACCUCUACUGACGCUAGGAUGCAUAGUACACUUUCACUCCCCCUUCUGAAGCGGGACCCUCGGGAUCCCACGAGAUGUCCACGGUCUAUAGUUUUUCGCACAUGCAUGGCGGUCCUCGCUUAAAACUUACCGGCUUGUGGCUAUCCGGCUGCCCAAUCGUGUCGGCAUCAACACCAUUCUCGGAAGAUCACUAUAAUACCCCCCCCCAUCCCUACUCUCUCUUUUUUCUUCUCUUCUACCCUUUCGAUACCUUUCCUUCGGUUAAUCUUCACUUUUCUAAAUUAGUUAAUCCUUUCUUUGUUUUUUCCCACUUAACUGACUGCUGCCCAGUGACCAUAUGGCUAACUGGAGCUAUAUUCGGCGGGGCGGAUUGAGGGUUGAUUAUAGGUAGGCUGUUAGUAAAAUAGUUUUACAUAAAUAUCAACCUUGUACACUAGGUUUCAGUUCAUUGACCUAGCCAAAUUCGUAAUGCAUUCUAGAGGUCACUGUGGAUAGAUAGCGCAAAAUAUCACCAUGUAAUUCACCGUCAGUUAGGAAUCUUUGUUUUAUUUAAUAUAAAAUGGGUGGGAUGCCGCAGUAACCAAACUCUCAUGGACGACAAACAUAUGUUAGAUAUGCUGUAUGUGAUUGGUUGUUAGAUCUUGUAAUAAUGUUUGCUAUUAACCAGUGCUGUGUAUUGUUUGUUGACUGUGAUAUUGUUCAUCUUUGCAUCAUGUUGAAUAUUCUGCUGUGGUAUCUGAUCAUUUCAUAAAUAAUAAAAAAAAAAACAAAAAAAAAACCUAUACUUAAAAAUGUAAUUAAUAUAAUAACUAUCUCUACAAGGAGAUAGUGUUACUUCACAGUGCCCAAAGAGAAGCUGCUGCUCAACACUAAAAGUGGAAUACUCCUUACCCACAAUAAAAAAAAAAAAUAUACAAAAAAAUGAGUAUAAAUAUUAUACCAAACAAGUGGAGCGCUAUAAGCAGUGGAGGUAUUCACUCACCCCUUUAGUACAAUGACAAUCUUGAAUAUUAAAAGACCACUAUAGGCACACAGACCACUUCAGCUUAAUGAGGUGAUCUGGGUGCCAGGUCCAGCAAGGGUUAACCCUUUUUUUUUAUAAACCUAGUUGCAGAGAAACUGCUAUGUUUGUUAGGGUUAAUCCAGCCUCUAGUGGCUGUCUCUUGACAGGCGCUUGCGUGCUUCUCACUGUGAAAAUCACAGUGAGAAGACGCCAGCGUCCAUAGGAAAGCAUUGUGAAUGCUUUCCUAUGAGACUGGCUGAAUGCGCGCACAGCUCCUGCCGCGCAUGCGCAUUCAGCCGGAGAGGAGGAGGAGAGCUCCCCGCCCGGCGCUGGAGAAAGAGGUAAGUUUAACCCCUUCCUCUCCCCAGAGCCCAGCGGGAGGGGGACCCUGAGGGUGGGGGCACCCUCAGGGCACUAUAGUGCCAGGAAAAUGAGUGUGUGGUCCUUUGAAGCUUGGAUGUACAUAUAAAAGAAAACAGGAAAAAACAAGAAAUAUAGUGCAGACAGUUCCCAAAAAUAGACAAUUGAUGGUAAUAAAUGACUGAAACCACUCACAUGGACAGGAGCCUAUGCAGUAUUGGCUCCGUAAAUAGAUCCUUUAUGCUCUUUGGGCAGCAAACACACCCCUUUAUCCCAGGCAGUAUCACUCCAGGAAUAUACAACGAGAAAGAGAACAAAAAAACGGCUGUGUAGAAUAGCACAUACUAUAUUAACAUAAAAGGUGGAAAUAGUUGCACUCGCCUUCACCAGAGCCCUGAAAUCCCAGCUCUGAGGUUGGUAGACAGUGUGCUUUUUUUAGGGGGGAUAGCACUCUCCCCAAUGGAGUUCCUGAUGGCUAGAAAGGACUUUGGACUAGAGUGUAAAAUAAUAACAUUACAUUUAUUAUUAGUACAAUAAAAACAGUACAAAUACGUACUAGAAGAUAAAAAAUCCAGUUGAAGUCCAAUUAAAAGUCCAAAAAAUCAGCUAAAUGCGUUUCACUCUAUGAGCUUCCUCAGUAGCUGCAUAAUAGCCUCAGGAAUCCUUCUUUUUAAAUGUUUGAAAGUCCACGUGGAUCCUAAUCUUGGGGUCACAUGGUGCGUAAUUGGCCAAUCAUCCGAGCAGGUUCCUUCCUAUAUUAUGUGCUAGGAAAGACAUCUGUGGUGGAAAGGUCCUCAUUUGGUCAGUGUUGUCAAUCAACAAUAAUGUUUAAUUACAUGGUGUUCAUUGGUGGUAACAUAAUUGGGUGUCCAAUGGUGUAAAUGGUUAGCAGAAGUGGCAGCACUGGAUACUUCCGCCCUCCAUUACUAACAUAGAGAUCAAUAAAAGUAGUAGAAACAACACUUCAUAAAUGGGCCCAUUCGGGCUUGUCGCUCCCCCUCAAAACGGGGUGCAGCAUCUGUAGAAGACUGACUAAUUGAGGAAAUACCAAGCGCCGAUCGGUAAAAAUUUAAUUGUUUUGCUGUAAUUGUAUAUCAAGCAUGUAUACAAGGAAAAUGAAUUCCACCAAACCUUUAAAUUGGGUAUAUGAUGUAGUGUAGGCUAAAAAUCUUUUAAUUCCGGGCACAUUCAAUCUCCACUAUCUAUACACCGUGACUAAUCUGAGGUCCGUGCUCCAUCUAGUGUUUUAGUCAGGGAAGAUCAGGAUUAAUUGUUUUCAUCAAGUCCCAGAUAUAAUCCCGGAAGGAACAUUCUGAUAAAAUCUGCAAAUCCUGUUCCUUAUGGAUAUUAGGCCAUCUUUUACAGUUGCUUAGGUUACCUACUGAGACUCUAAACAAGAAAAUAUCCUUUUCAUUGGUUAUAUUUUGGUGUGAUUCAAGUAUUUCAAGUUGCUGUAUAUUUUUUCCUGCUGUAUUAGACUAAUAUAAACGUUGCUUGGUAUACGUAUAGAUAUGUAAGCCUGUUUUGAUUCAUCAUAAUUCUCUGUUCAUAUCUUUUUCUUCUGCUUAUACACAGAUCGAGAUCACAGUGACUUCCAAGUGUUUUUCUACCUGUGGAUUGUCUCCUAUUUUGUCAGUUCCUGCUACACACUCAUAUGGGAUUUGAAGAUGGACUGGGGUCUGUUUGACCGUAACGCAGGAGAGAAUACUUUCCUACGGGAAGAAAUUGUGUACCCCCAAAAGGUAACAUUUUGACAUACAUGUAAAGGAAACUUUGGUAUCUCCUAAGUUUUAUCUAAUGAUUUGUGUUUAGAAGGCAUGUUACGAACUCUGUUGGAAGUCAAAUCACUGUUUAGUAAAUAAACCCCAUGGUAAAUUUGCAUGGCCCUUACUAAUGUUGUCAUCCUUUCCUUAUAUGUAAUGUUCCAAUUCCCCCCUCUCUCAUACUUCUCUAGGCAUACUACUAUUGUGCAAUCAUACAAGACAUCCUUCUCCGUUUUGCCUGGACCGUUCAGAUUUCAGUCACCUCUUUAAACCUCUUCCCAGACGCUGGAGAUAUCCUCUCCACAAUACUUGCUCCACUUGAGGUCUUCCGGUGAGAAUAUGCAUUUAUAAAAGUUUGCAAAAGUUUUUCCUUAUUUUACUUUGUUCAUUCCGUCCUUUUCAUCAACCGUCACAAUUCUGCUCAGUCUUGAAAAUAUUGUGUGAUCGCACAUUGCAACAGAUACUGCAAAAACAAAAUAGCACUCCUGUAGUAAAGGGCGUGAUGUAUUUUUUUUUUUUUUUUUUUAAUUUAAAAUGAUGCUGUUACUCAACAGUGGUGUUGAAAUGCAUGUGUCUCAGAUUUUUAAAAAAGUACAAGAAAAUCAUACAUCUUUAUAAAAAACAAAAAUUAAAAUAACUUUAGAAAUUCUAUCUUGCUAUGCUGAACAUGAUGGAAUGUAACUUUAUUUUUAGCCGUUUUGUGUGGAAUUUCUUCCGUCUGGAGAACGAGCACCUGAAUAACUGUGGUGAGUUCCGAGCCGUGCGUGAUAUUUCUGUGGCACCCAUGAAUGCAGAUGACCAAACACUGCUGGAGCAGAUGAUGGAUCAAGAGGAUGGCGUGAAGAACCGUUGCAAGAGCAAGACAUGGAAACGCAGCCAGAGUAUAUCCCUUCGUAGACCACGACUGUCAUCACAGUGAGUUUUGUGCUUUGACAUAUAAUUGAGGAUCAGGGGAGGUAUUGUAGUAACCUUUCCCUGUGAACCUUAUAUUAUUAUUAAUAGAUGUUAUAAUAUUUCUCUUCCUAUAAAAUCGAAAUCACUUUUUAGUCUAUCAUUUCUUACCCAUUUUUUUCUACCACUCUCCUCACGACCACCUUGCAAGCGUGCUCUUUCUCCUUUACCCCAUCUCUCCUAUAUUUAUUUAGCCACAGUAAAAUAAUGUCAUAUGCCAUGUGUUCAUACAACAUGCAUAUAAAAUAAAGUAAUAUUAACCACUUAACGACGUUGGGAUAUGUCAGUACGUCCUGACUAUACUUGGCUUUAAUGUCGUUGGGACAUAUUGACACAUCCUAAUGUUUAGAUGUGAGCAGGAUUAAAUCCAUGCUCACACUACGGACUCCCAAGUAUCAGUCGGUAUAUGUGACUCCCCUUUAUCAACUGGGACUACAGCUGUGUUCACAGUGCUACAUAGAGCCAUUUAAAUCCAUUUUAAACACUGCUGGUGAACAGAUCAUUCAGCCACAGUAUUUCUUGGCUGGAAGGUGCUCAAAGGAGAGAGCCCUAGGUUCUGGCCAGAGUAAUUGUUGCUGGGUUUUGACAGCUGUCUAGCACCUAUCACAGUGUAAUGCUGAAACCAGCCAAUAGAUGGCAGCAACAAACAGCAUCACUGUUUUAACCAAGAAACUCAUCUGGUGAAAUAAGUACUGGGUUUCCUUUUGAUGUAGGGGUAUGGUCAGUGGCGGAACUACCGCGGUCGCAGCUGCGACCAGGUCCGUCACUCCAGACGGCCCGGUCGCCCUGCCGACCCCUGCAACAGGGGUGCCCACUGGCAUUGUUGAGCAUAGCAGGAGCAUGGGCCACCUGAUGGCAAUGAAUUACCUGGGGUUACACUGGGGCACUUUAAGAACACGACCUGGCACCAUUGAUGUCUGAGCGCCCGCUGGGAGGAAGCCAUCACUUCCUCCCAGCAUACACAGAACAGAGCCGUGCGGGAGGAGAUCGCAGGGAAAGGAGUGUAGUGAGUCCAGAGCUUUGACUCCCAUCAGCAUUAGGCAGCCAUUGGACCCCAGGGACGUCGCCCUCCUGCAUCUAAAGGUAGGAAACAGGACGGUGACUAAAAUGUUUAAGUUUGUGUGUGUUUGAAUGUGUCUGUAUGUGUGUGUUUGUGAGUGUAUGUUUGUGAGUGUCUGCAUAUCGGUGUGUGUCUGUAUCUGGAUAUCUGUGUGUGAAUGUAUGUGUGUGUCUUUGUUUGUAUGUAUAUUUUUGUAUAUAUUUGUAUGUGUAUCUGUUUUUUCUGCGUGUGAGUCUGUAUGGGUGUCUGUAUGUGUGUCACAGUUUAUAUCUGUAGAUGGUCAUUCUGUGUAUCUGAAUGGUUGUCAUUAAGUGUGUCUGUGUAUCCGUAUGUGUGCCUGUUUUUCUGUGUCAGUGUGUGCCCCUACUUAUCUGUAUGCGAGUCACUGUUUGUAUCUGUAUCCGUGUCAUUCUUUGUAUGUGUAUCUGCAUUUGACUAGGUGUAUUUUUCUGUAUGUGUGUCUGUGUAUCCGCAUGUGUGCCUGUGUUUGUAUCUGUGUAUCUGAAUGUGUCUUUCUGUGUGUCUUGUAUUAUACAAAUGGAGGGGCAGGGGGAGUAGGGAAGAUGUAUGAGGAGGGGGGCCCCAGGGCAAUUUUCGCACCAGGGCCUUUGGUUUCUAGUUACGCCUCUGGGUAUGGUAAUUGUAGGGUUGGAGUUAGGGUUUGGGUAAAGUUAGGGUAUGGUAUGAUUAGUGGUAGAGUUAGGGUAAGGUAAGGGUUAAUGUGGAUUCAGGAUUUGGGUAAGGUCAGGGCAGGUAUACUCUGUAAGCAUAGGGUUUAAGGCUAGGAUUUGUAUUUAGUUAGUGUAAAGGGUAGUAUAGGAUUAGUGCAGGGCUUCCCAAACUUUUAUGGGCCGAGACCCACUUUUCAAAACAGUAAUUUUUCGAGACCCACUUGCUUUUAAUGCAUAUUUUAAAACACCAUUAACACCAUGGAAAUCUGCUUUAGAUGCAUACAAUUGGCACACCAUAGGAAUCAGCUUUAGAGGCAUACAAUUGGCACACCAUGGCAAUCAGCUUUACAGGCAUACAAUUGGAACAUUAUGGCAGCUUUAGAUGCAUAAAAUUGGCACACUAUAGCAAUCCGCUUUAGAUGCAUACAAUUGGCACACUGUGGCAAUCAGUUUGAGGCAUAAAAUUGGCACACCAUGGCAAUCCGCUUUAAAUGCAUACAAUUGGCAUACCAUGGCAAUCCGCUUUAGAUGCAUAAAGUUGGUACAUCAUGGCAAUCUGUUUUAGAUGUAUAAACUUGGCACAUCAUGGCAACUUUAGGUGCACAAAAUUGGCACACCAUGGCAAUCAGUUUUAGAGACUUACAAUUGGCACACCAUGGCAACAAGCUUUAGAGGCAUAAAAUUGGCACACCGUGGCAAUUGAUUUUAGAUGCAUAAACUUGGCACAUCAUGGCAAUCAGCUUCAGAGGCAUACAACUGGCACACAUUUGGCAAACAGUCAGAUGCAUAAAAUUGGCACACCAUGGCAAUCAGCUUUUAGAUGCAUACAAUUGGCAUGCCUUGGCAAUCUGCUUUAGAUGCAUAAAUUGGCAUAACAUGGCAGUUUUAGAGGCAUAAUUGUGGGAUAUCAUGGCCGUUUUAGAGGCAGAAACUUUGCACAUCAUGGCAAUCAGUUUUAGAGACAUACAACUGCUUACUCAGACUCAAAUCAGAAGUGCUGUUGUCGUGCUCUUUCAUCCAGGCACCUCACGUUGAUUGUCCCAGUGGUGGAACUAAUGUAGAGAGGGCCCUGGUGCAAGUAUGUUUUCUGGGCCCCCCUUUAGUGCAAGUGUGGCCAAAAGGUAGAUCUUCAACAAUGCUAUGCCUCAUGGGGAUCUACCAUUUGCGAAUCAUUGCAUUAUAUUUGUGAGCAUUAUUUGAGCGUUUGAAUGUAAGCAUGUUUUUGUAUUAAGUAUAUGUGUGCAUGUAUGGAUGUAUUUGUAUGUACUGUUGCCAUUGGAAUGUAGUGGUGUAUUUGUUUGUAAUGUUUGCGUCUGAAUGCAUGGGUGUUUGUAUGUAGUGUAGGACUUUAAUUGCAGGUGUGCUUUUUGUGUGUAGUGUUGGUGUUUGAAUGAAAGGGUGUUUGUAGAGCAUUUUAGUGUUUUAAUGCAGGGGUGUGUUUGUAUGUAAUGUUUGCAUUUAAAUGCAGUGCGUGUGUUGUGGAUGCAGUGUGUGUAUAUUUUGUUUAUAAAAUAUACAUAUACACAAUGUGUUUGAAUGUAAGCAUGUUUUUUGUAUGGAGUAUGUGUGCAGUGUAUACACAUAUAUACACACAGACACACAAUGACACCUAGUUCCCACACACAGAUACAAAGACACUCAUGUACACAGAUACACACAAUACACACAGAUACACAUACACGCAGAAACAGGAGGUGAGUGACAGUGUGGUAGGGAGUGUGUGUGCUGGUAACAGUGUGGGGGCAGUGGGAGGGCAGGGUUAGAAAGGGUUACAGUGGGCGGGCAUGGGGAGAAAUGAUUACAGUGGGGGGGGAGGGAGAAAAGGCUACAGUGGGGUGGCAGGGAGUGAAGGGAUUACAGUGUGGAAGGGGCAGGGAGUGAAGGGGUUACAGUGUGGGGAGGGGGCAAGGAGUGAAGGUGUUACAUUGUGGGGAGGGGGGCAAGGAGUUGAAGAGGUUACAUUGUGGGGAGGGGCAGGGAGUGAAGGGGUUACAUUUGGGAGGGGCAGGAGUGAAGGGUUUUCAUUGUGGAGAGGGGGCAGGGAGUGAAGGGGUUUCAUUGUGGGGAGGGAGGUAGGGAGUGAAGGGGUUUCAUUGUGGGAGGGAGGCAGGGGUGAAGGGGUUUCAUUGUGGGGAGGGGGCAGGGGUGAAGGGGUUUCAUUGUGGGGAGGGAGGCAGGGAGUGAAGGGGUUUCAUUGUGGGGAGGGGGGCAGGGAGUGAAGGGGUUACAUUGGGGGGCAGGGUCUGGGGGCUGUGUCCUACCUGUAAUAAAUUCCAGUGUCUCCCUGGUGGUCCGGUGGGUUAACGCUCCGCCAGGUGCAGAGCUGCAAACCGUGUAAUAAGUCUCGCGAGCUCCCAGAGUGUUGCCAUGGUAACGCUCUGGGAGCUCGCAAGACUUCUAUCACACAGUCUGCAGCUCUGCACCCGGCGGAGCUGCAGACUGACUGGAAGGAGCCCGGCAGCAUACAGGGCAAGCCGCCGGGCCCCUUCCUGACCAGUCUGACUCCCGAGUCUCCCGCGGCCCUGGAUGUGUGGGUCAGCGCGACCCACUGGGAAUCGCCCUGCAACCCACACUUUGGGAACCGCUGGAUUAGUGUUGACUAACAAAAACAUAUUUAAAUCCUAGACUUAUGAGGCAUUCAACAAUCGGGACUGAUGUGUGAAACUAUUUGGAGCGCUUUUUAUUUAGUUGCACUGGAUGUGUAAACAAUAGAAGCAAAAAUGGGAAAGGUGUGUGUGUACAUUUUAUUCACUUAAUUUUGUAUUAGUUAUACAAAUAGGAUAUUAAAAGAGAAAGCUCUUUCUCUUUAAAUCACAAUAUGUGUGGGGACACUUAAAGAGAAACCUUUAAACUACAGUUGAACAAACAGAUAUCACAAAAUCCAGGUUUUAUUUUGAUUCAUAACUUAAAGUUCACUCUUACUCUAUGAUUCACAACUCUUGAAAGUUUAUACAAAAUGUUUAUCACUAAAAUGUGUUUAGGAUGUUAAUAAGAGGAACUGUCGCUGUCUAUGAUUAUGCAUAUGAUGUUUACUUAUUUGAUGUUUACUAGAUUUAACAAGUAAUUGAGAUGUGCAAAUUUAAAUGUAGAUAUUGACACCUAUUUGUCCUGCAACUAGGUGUUUCAGUGUUAAGUCUCUGUCAAUCAUUGUUUUAAUCUUUGUCCUUUGUACCUAGCAGCUAGCAUACAGAAAAGAGAUGUGAAACAGGAAAUAUAUAUCAAACUGUGCUGAAAACUUACAGUUGGAAUUCAUCAUUAUUUUAAUCAUAUUUAUCAAAGUGAUCUAAAUUCCACAACUUUUCUGUCAGAAAAAUUGGCAAAAAUUUUCAUAAAUCUGUUGCAUCUGUGAAGUCAUUAAAUAUAUAAAAAAAAUUUAACUGAAAGUCAGAUGUAAAAAUGUUGGCAAAACUUUGAUAACUCGCUCCCACUGUGUAUAUUUUUCCUUGUCUGAACUGUAUUAAGACGUAAUUUGCUAAAUUGUUAAUAGAAAUGUAAAGUGUUAAUGCACGUUAUAGGAGAUUUUCAAUGUUCUGUUCAAAGGUGUAAAUUCGAGAGAAGUGACAGUUUCACUUUAAAACCUGUCAAUCUAUUUUCACCUUUCUAAUACUACCUUCUCUCUGUUUUAUCCAUUAGGAGUAAGGCGCGAGAUGCUAAAAUUCUGAUUGAUGACACCGAUGAUGAGGCGAAUACAUGAACAACACAAUUCUUGGAAAAAUCCAACCUUAGACCACUUUAAUCAGGCUGUUACCCCGUCAUUCUGGCUUCUCUUUUUUUGUCUAUCUCUACAGCCUAUCUUUACUGGGUUGGCCUCUUGCACGCCUGCCUUUUCCAGCUUAAUUGAUUUAUUUCCCAAUCCAUGCACAGAGGUAACAAGGGAAGCUGCGGACAGACCUUUCCUUGCCAGAAGCUACCCUGAUGGAAAGGACUGUCGGGGAGUCAAGGGGUUAUACUCCAAUGCACCAAUCCCCAUUUAUGUAAUCUCUUGCCUGAUUCCAAACAGACUUCAAUUACCUAUUGAUUUAUUAUUUUUUAUUUUGUGCUCUUGUGCCACAGACAUCAGCAUUUUGCUGAUAUUGUUUGGGUUUUUGUUUUUUUUUUGUUCUUUCACAGCUGCUAUUUUUUUUCCUCUUAUUUCCCCUUCCUUGAUGUUUUUCUUCACAUCCCAACUCAUGCGUUUGUUUGCAAAUCAUUAUGGGUAUUUUGUGUUCCCACCCCCCCAGCAGUGCUGGAUGGGGUCCCAAUGAUAAGGGGCUGGGGGAGUGACCAUUACAUACAAGGUAUAUGUUCCUUCAUUUACACUAUCAACAAUCCUUUGUUUUAAACCAAAGUUCCUUUAUUAUUAUUAUUUUUUCUUCUUACUCUUUAUAAACCUCUCCCUGAUUUCUUCUGGACUAUUUUAGUGGAUAUGUUCAGAUCCUUAAUUCUUGUCUUAAAGGCUUGCAGUCAUUUCAGAAUCUGAGAGAAGCCAGUCCUGCCAAGGGCCUGUAUUCUGCUCUUUGUAAGAGCUGAGCACUCCCUCUCAUAGCCUCAACAAUCUGCACUUGGGGACUUGUGGUACUUAACCACUUUGCUGCUUAAAAUAUAACAACGGUGGGGUAAAUUGAUGGCACCCUGCCUACAGCAGAGUGGUUAAAUUUGACCCUUUCUUCCCCCCUUACUGCCAGACAAAGACAUGUAAACACAUGUCUAAAGUAUUCUGUCCACGCUCUCAUUGCUGCCUUUUGGGUUAUACCCACAUUUGCCAGCAGAUCUUCCCACAAGGGCUGACAAUAGGGUAAUCAGUCUUAAACCCACCUCCUCCCUCUUCACCCAGCACUGCAGUAGAUGCACAAUGCAGUAAUUGGGAAGGGGGUGGCAGAGUACUAAUACCAUUAACAGACAUUAGACAAAAUGUCACCCAGGUUUUGUUCUGAAGAUGCAAUCCAUACCUGCUCCAUGAGAUAGGUCCAGAGUUAUGACAGAGCUGCCUCCCUUCCCUUUAACCUGUUUUCUUUCUCCAGUUAGUGCAAGGACAAUCUUUAAAAACUAGACCUCCUUUUUGGUUACAAUUUACCUCUAGACCAUCCUGCCUCUGUCAGUCCUACUCCCUUCUUCUCUUUUUUGCAAAGGGGAUAUUUAGAGGGAGCAGCGCCCAGAGCACUGCUGAGGUUUAUGACCACUGCUUUCUUGUCUUGCUGUAGCUGUAUACGUGCAUUGCUGUUCAGCUUGGCUUUUGUAUGUCUGUGCGCAUGCUGUGUUCCUUCUCUGUCUAGGGGGGGAAUUAUGUGUUUAUUAGAAACGGGUUCCACUGCUGAGUUUAGGGAGAGAGUACAAGUUGCUUUUCCAGUUCAACUCAUUUGAUCACGUCCUCCAUUUUACGAACCACAGCCUUACAAGUAGACAUGCAAUUAUUGUAAACUUUGCACCAUUCACGCCAUGCGCAGAUGACGUUAACACUGCAUAUAGCAAAAAAAAAUCUUAUUUUUAGGCUAAUGUUUUCUUUUGUCUGGCGCUGCCAUGAAGCUUCUUUUAAUUCCUUAUGUGUUUCUAGGGAAUAUUUCCCUUCCAGAAAUAUAUCUAGAACCCACCUACCAUCUUAGCCAUAAGCCUUAGUUAGCACAUAAAAGUCAGGGAGUCUUCUCUUCAUAGACCAUGUAUAUCUUGCUGUCAUCCUUUCUUAGGUUCUCAGAACACAGCCAUAUUUAUUAGCAGUUCUUGGCCAGCCCUGGAUUACACAGUUAAUGUUUAAGCCAGUGUUGUUGGUUACACUGUUGUAGGUUUAAAACCCAUAGUGGAUGAUGGUUACAUUGUCUAAGAUUAUCUACUUGCUGUCUGAACAUGCACAAUCCAAUCCUAUAUAUAGAUGUCUCUCUAGUUAUAAAAAGUGCUGUGGACAAGAUUUGUGAUCUAUGUCAUCAAAUCAUGGCUCUCCUAGUGAGGAAGUGGUUUUAACAAGUUUUAUUUUUUAUUUUUUAUUUUUUUAAGGCCUAAUGCAUAGGGGUGCUCUCCCUGCCUCAGACAGAGGCCCGACACAAACUUGGUAGCUGUAAUGUGACAAACAUGUUCUUGUGUAAGGUGUGGUGUAAGUUCAUGUAACAAGGGAAUAGUGUCUGGAAGAGGGAUUUAGAACGUCAGGGAAUAUAGGGGAAACUAAGCACACUCCGUCCCUCCCUGCUGCACUCUCCAGCUCUCUGCCCAAUGUGAAGCUCUCUUCCUGCUAGGUGUCUUUAAUAUAAGCACUGUGACUUGUUCUAUUUCAGGUGCAUUCAUAUCUCCCCUAUGUCCCCUUCCUUUCAUUUUGUCUUCAUUGAUUUUUUUUUUUAUUUAACUUUAUUUUUGUUUUUCUUCAACCUUAACCCACUAUGUGACUUUCUUGUAUUCCUGAUCUUUUUUCCUACCUGCUGCACUACCUUUUUCUCUCAAAGUGCACAGGCCAGUUUUUCUUCAACCUUAACCCACUAUGUGACUUUCUUGUAUUCCUGAUCUUUUUUCCUACCUGCUGCACUACCUUUUUCUCUCAAAGUGCACAGGCCAGUUCUUGCUUGCUCCCUAUCUGUUACCGUGCUUAUAGCUUUCUAUUCCCCUUUGAUGGAUAUAAAGAAUUUUUUUUUUUUUUUUUUUUAAUUCUGUGGAGUACUUUAUGGUCAGUAGGAAAACUUGGCACAAAGUGCUUCUGAUUUGUAGAUUGUAUAAAAUAUUUGUGGCUUUAUGUGUUUAAUUUUUAAUUUUUUUUUUUUGGUAAAAGAAAAAGAAAAUGA